UUCCACUCUGUAGCCCACGCUGGAGUGCAGUGGCUCGAUCUCGGCUCACUGCAACCUCUGCCUCCCGGGUUCAAGCGAUUCUUGUGCCUCAGCCUCCCAAGUAGCUGAGAUUACGGGCGGGCGCCACCACUCCUGAAUAAUUUUUCUAAUUUUAGUAGAGACGGGGUUUUGCCAAAUUGGCCAGACUGGUCUGGAACUCCUGACCCCAGGUGAUCUGCCCGCCUCGGCCUCCCAAAGUGCUGGGAUUGCGGGCGUGAGCCACUGCGCCCAAUCAGCAUAUAAUUCUUUUUUAGUUUUGAGACGUAGUCUCACUCUGUCUCCCAGGCUGGAGUGCAAUGGUGUGAUCUCAGCUCACUGCAACCUCUGCCUCCCAGGUUCAAGCAGUUCUGCCUCAGCCUCUUAAGUAGCUGGGAUCACAGGCAUGCACCACCACACUCAGCUAAUUUUGUAUUUUUAGUAGAGAUGGGGUUUCACCAUGUUGGCCAGGCUGGUCUCGAACUCCUGACCCCAGGUGAUUCACCCGCCUCGGUCUCCCAAAGUGUUGGGAUUACAGACGUCAGCCACCGUGCCCAGCCCAUUCGGCAUAUAAUUUUUGAGUGCCUACUACGUGCCAGGCACAGUGAGAUGAGGCAUACGUGCUGUGGUGGCCUUCCAAGUUCACGGGAGGGGAAAUGGGUGACCAAGCACUGUAUGGGAGAGGUCUCCCUGGGGCCUGUGCAAGACUGGAAGAGGUUCCUGACCAAGCCUGGGCCUCAGAAAAGAUUACUCUAACGAAGUGACUUCUGAAGGGAAUCACGAAAGACUACGAGGAGUUUGCCAGGAUAAGAGGAACAAGGGCAAAAGCUGCAAGGCAAAAAGAGUCUACAGCAGGCUGGAAGCCCUCUGGGGGCAGUGUAGGCUGCUUCUGAGGCCCAAGUGUGCCUGCAGCUUUAACGCCUUCCACAUUUUCCCUGUAUACAAACACUAGGCUAUCCGGGGGCCCGCUUUAAGGUGGACCCAACUGCGGAAGGCUGAACUCAGAUGGCAGCAGAUAGCGGGAGUACCAGAUGCUGAGUCCUCCAGGAGGUGAGCAACCUAGAGGCUUUCCAGGCAGGGCACGGCUGGGGACGCCAGGCCCAGGACAGAAGUUUGUGUGGUCCACCUUAAGCGAGAGGCCGAGCCUGGCCAGGCCCCGCCCCGCAUGGGGGUGCUCGACCAAAGGAGGCUCUGGCGGGCGACGGAAGGUGGGUCCAAGGAGCCAGCUUGGAGCCCUAGCCUUCCGAGGCUCCACUACUAGGCCAAGCCACGGCCCUAGCUCCACCCCACAUGUAGAGGCGUCCAUGGGCGGAGCGAGCCGCUCCAUACCCUAGGAUCCACUAUCCGCUCUAGCGGCCAGAAGCGCGGCCAGCUUCCCCUGCGGAAGCGUUCACUUUAAGUCUGGCCGGUAGGCAGUCCCAGAUCUCGCGGGAUCCGACGCCCCGAUUGUCGCGAGAGGAGCAAUCGGCUCCUAUUGGCUGUGAGGGUUGAAUGUAAGAUGGCGCCCAGGGAGCUGUGAGGAGAAAACCCUGUCGGUCUUGGAGCGACGACGGCAGAACCAGGGUCCCUGGCGGUGCGGCGGGGCCGGCGGGUACAGCGGAGGCGGCGGCGGCGGUGACGUCGCCGGAAUAUUAGAAGUCUUAAGAACUCAGGACAAGCAGCAGAAAUACAUGCAACAUGGUGACUGGAACCCUAAGGACUCUGCAAUAUGAAUAAUUCCCUAGAGAACACCAUCUCCUUUGAAGAGUACAUCCGAGUAAAGGCACGGUCUGUCCCGCAACACAGGAUGAAGGAAUUUCUGGACUCACUGGCCUCUAAGGGGCCAGAAGCCCUUCAGGAGUUCCAGCAGACAGCCACCACUACCAUGGUGUACCAACAGGGUGGGAACUGCAUAUACACAGACAGCACUGAAGUGGCUGGGUCUUUGCUUGAACUUGCCUGUCCAGUCACCACCAGUGUUCAGCCACAAACCCAGCAAGAACAGCAGAUCCAGGUUCAGCAGCCGCAGCAGGUUCAGGUCCAGGUGCAGGUACAGCAGUCUCCGCAACAGGUCUCGGCUCAGCAGCUCUCCCCACAACUCACCGUUCACCAGCCUACUGAGCAACCCAUCCAGGUCCAGGUGCAGAUCCAAGGCCAGGCACCACAGUCAGCAGCCCCCUCCAUUCAGACCCCGUCUCUGCAGAGUCCCAGUCCCUCGCAGCUGCAAGCAGCUCAGAUCCAGGUGCAGCACGUGCAAGCAGCCCAGCAGAUCCAGGCUGCAGAAAUCCCGGAGGAGCACAUCCCACAUCAGCAAAUCCAGGCUCAGCUGGUGGCUGGCCAGUCUCUUGCUGGUGGUCAGCAGAUCCAAAUCCAGACCGUGGGUGCCCUUUCCCCACCACCAUCCCAGCAGGGCUCACCCCGGGAAGGGGAGCGGCGGGUUGGCACGGCCAGUGUCCUCCAACCAGUGAAGAAGCGCAAAGUGGACAUGCCCAUCACUGUGUCCUACGCCAUCUCAGGGCAGCCGGUGGCCACCGUGCUGGCCAUUCCACAGGGCCAGCAGCAGAGUUAUGUGUCUUUGAGGCCAGACUUACUGACAGUAGACAGUGCCCACCUGUACAGUGCCACUGGGACCAUUACUAGCCCUACAGGAGAAACCUGGACCAUCCCUGUUUAUUCUGCCCAGCCCCGGGGGGACCCUCAGCAGCAGAGCAUUACCCACAUUGCCAUUCCCCAGGAAGCCUACAACGCAGUUCACGUCAGUGGCUCACCCACAGCCCUGGCAGCUGUUAAGCUGGAGGAUGACAAGGAGAAGAUGGUGGGCACCACAUCUGUAGUGAAAAACUCCCAUGAAGAGGUAGUGCAGACCCUUGCAAACUCUCUCUUUCCAGCACAGUUCAUGAAUGGCAACAUCCACAUUCCAGUGGCUGUGCAGGCUGUGGCAGGCACGUACCAGAAUACGGCUCAAACUGUCCAUAUAUGGGACCCCCAACAGCAACCGCAGCAGCAAACUCCCCAGGAACAGACACCACCACCACAGCAGCAGCAGCAGCAACUCCAAGUUACUUGUUCAGCUCAAACUGUCCAGGUUGCUGAAGUUGAACCACAGUCACAGCCACAGCCUUCCCCAGAACUUCUGCUUCCAAAUUCUUUGAAGCCAGAAGAAGGGCUUGAAGUAUGGAAAAACUGGGCCCAGACCAAGAAUGCUGAACUGGAGAAGGAUGCUCAGAACAGAUUGGCACCCAUUGGGAGGCGCCAACUGCUGCGAUUCCAGGAAGAUCUCAUCUCCUCUGCUGUGGCAGAGUUGAAUUAUGGGCUCUGUCUAAUGACACGGGAAGCUCGAAAUGGAGAAGGUGAACCCUAUGACCCAGAUGUGCUCUACUAUAUUUUCCUGUGUAUUCAAAAGUAUCUUUUUGAAAAUGGAAGGGUAGAUGACAUUUUCUCCGAUCUUUAUUAUGUUCGGUUCACGGAGUGGCUACAUGAAGUUCUGAAGGAUGUUCAGCCCCGUGUCACUCCACUUGGCUAUGUCUUGCCCAGCCACGUGACUGAGGAGAUGCUAUGGGAGUGCAAGCAGCUUGGGGCUCACUCCCCCUCCACCUUGCUGACCACCCUCAUGUUCUUUAAUACCAAGUACUUCCUAUUGAAGACAGUGGACCAGCACAUGAAGCUGGCCUUCUCCAAGGUCUUGCGACAGACAAAGAAGAACCCUUCUAAUCCCAAGGAUAAAAGUACGAGUAUCCGGUACUUGAAGGCCCUUGGAAUACACCAGACUGGCCAGAAAGUUACAGAUGACAUGUAUGCAGAACAGACAGAAAAUCCAGAGAAUCCAUUGAGAUGUCCCAUCAAGCUCUAUGAUUUCUACCUCUUCAAAUGCCCCCAGAGCGUGAAAGGCCGGAAUGACACCUUUUACCUGACACCUGAGCCGGUGGUGGCCCCCAACAGCCCAAUCUGGUACUCAGUCCAGCCUAUCAGCAGAGAGCAGAUGGGACAAAUGCUGACCCGGAUCCUGGUGAUAAGAGAAAUUCAGGAGGCCAUCGCAGUGGCCAAUGCAAGCACUAUGCACUGAGAUGCCUUGGCCGUGGCGCAAGAGAAACCAGCCAGGAAAAACCAGACAGACUUUCACACUAAAGAAGAGGCCUCCAUUUUUUCUUUUUUCUUUUUUUUAUCGGUGUAGUUACGAAGCCUUUCAGGCUGCUUCUGUUUAAAAUAUAAAAGAAAACUUUGCCCCCCUUUGCAUCUUCAUAAACCUGCUGCGGCAGACUCCUCAGCCGAUGGUGGCUCUGGGUUUCCUUGAGUGUCAUAUGUCCUAGAAGGUUGCUGGCUGACUCUUUUUUGUCUGGGGCCUGGGGAAAGGGCUUGGACUGUGAAAAGAAAUGUGGCCCCUUUCCAUCUUCAAGAGAGAUGGAAUUAAUGAUGGAUGGACCCUGCAGGGAAUCUCCCCAGCCGACUUCCACUGGGCUGACAGACUUUGCUGACCACAGGGGAACGAUGUUCUUUUCUUUCUUCAUGCUCAGACAUAAACUUAGCAUCUUAAUGGAAGAAAAAUGAGGGGAACUUCAAUUAUGAUUUAUUAAAGACAAUUUCUAUUACACCCUCCUUUAUGACAAGUGACAUUUUAGAUGUAAAAGUAAAAACUUUACCAUGCCUUUUUUUUUUUUUUUUUUGGCCUAACAUUGAGGCCUUAAAACCUGAGGCUCCUGUGCCUGAUGGAAUUCUUGUAACAUACACUUGUGUAUCAUAUAAAGAUACCACUCUUGUUUCUCUUAUGUAUUCCUACUCUAGUUGUUUAUUAAGAAUGACAAGCACGUCUUUUCAACA
This is a messenger RNA of Pongo pygmaeus (Bornean orangutan), 4809 nucleotides long. It is a transcript of the gene QRICH1, whose product is annotated as glutamine rich 1. Lineage: Eukaryota; Metazoa; Chordata; Mammalia; Primates; Hominidae. The record is from RefSeq and is a predicted model, not a curated record. The coding region runs from base 1724 to 4057 and encodes 777 amino acids. The transcript has 11 exons.